AUGGACACGGAAAAGCAAGCUAACCAAAGUACCUAAGAUGAUGAGAAAUUCGAUGAGGUUUUAGCUGACGAGCUUAAACUGGACGAAUGGACCAUCUGGGAGCAUUAUGAGAGUUUGGAGCAGAAAAAGGUUUAGUUUGAUGCAAAAUAUCUAGUGAGUUUCAAGAAGGUUGCCUGGUUUAAUGAUGUAAUCUCCUACUGGCAAGUAUGGCAGAAUUUGCCAAUCUCAAACUUAAAAAACUUCUUUUUCAACUCUUCGAGUAGCACUUAGCCAACGUAUGAUGUCAAAGGAGAGCUCAAAAGAAUCAGCACAAUUAGUAUGUUCUUGAAGGGAGUAAAGCCCAUGUUUGAAGAUUCAGCAAAUAUCCAAGGCGGUGAAUAUCAAAUCAGGCUAGCCACCAAUAUUAAGGAAGAUACUUUCGAUUACCUCAAUUCGAUUUGGUAGAGUCUAGUAUAAGAUGUCAUAACAAAGAGAUUUCCGAAUUCCAAUCAAAUAUUGGGUGUUAGAAUUGUGGACAAGAGUUUUUCAGGCAAGAUGAAUUUCAGAAUUGAAAUCUGGGUUAGGUACAACAAGGAAUCAGCAGAGGAAGCCCCUGCCAUUAGGAAAUUCUUGGAUGAGGAGUAUUAUCAAAAGUAUAGUGACAACCAAGGAGGCAUACCCUUCAAACUACAUGUUUUCUGA
Messenger RNA from Stylonychia lemnae, 681 nucleotides. Lineage: Eukaryota; Ciliophora; Spirotrichea; Sporadotrichida; Oxytrichidae. The record is from the annotation of a GenBank genome assembly.